AUAUAUAUAAUCUGUUGCGUUGAGUCGGACUGUUUUUGGCGCGAGAAUUUGUCUCGCGUGAACGCCCCCACAGAGCGCGUUUGUUUAUUUUCCAUAAUACAGGCUAUAUACCCCGUAAUUCGCCUGUUAUAAUUUAUAUUUGAUUGUUACAAGGAGUUUCAAACGAAUGCCUUAUUGGCAGAGUAUUGAAUAUAGAGUAUUUAACGUUUAGCUAUUCCAGUCUAUUUGAAAAAAAAAAAAAAUGUAUAUACACAAAAUAAAAAAGCGUUGAAUCUGUUCAGCUUUCCAAACGUGCUGGAGGGAUCCACACGCCGCGCAGCACCGCCUAUAAAAGUUUAUUUUAUGGCGUUUCUUUUAAACGGGCUGUUUAAAUGCCGCUUUGUUGCUCGUGACCGGAGCGUUGCGUUUCCGUCGCGUCGCGACGCACGUGAGUAAUCCUCCGGCGGCGAGAUCCGCGGCUCUGGCUCGACGCGCUCGGGAAUCCCUGCACUUUUAACAUGACUUCCGCGAACCGGGCUGGAGCAGAGAGGGAACGUUACGACCCCUCGACCGCAGACGACGCUUACGCUGCGCGCGAGCGACGCGACGCGCAGUCCGGUGCAGGUUUCGUGGAUCGAGGGGAACAUGCGUUUAAGGAAAAGGAGUCUGAUUACAUUCAGGAGUUUAUCCCAUCUUCAUCGCACACGCCAGGAUCAGGCCAGCACAUCCGCGAGGAGUUAAAGUACCUCACUCAAGAGGGACUAGAGCCAGACGUUCAGACCACCACACCAAAACCAACUCAGGCCUUCACCGAUGAGUCCACGGCCGGUCAAAGUCAAGGUCGGGGGCUGGAUCCUACUGAGAAACUCCAAGGACAAGAAUCCGAACGGGUCCCGGAGGACAAGAGGUCUGAUCAGGAGAAUCCACAGCCGGAUCGUGAGACUUUCGUGACACAGAGGAGCUGUGAUUACGAUCCAGAAGAUGGGAUGCCGGCCGUGGUGGUCACCCAGCCUGAAGAGGUCUCAUCAGACCAGGCGGAGGACAUCAAUUUAUCCGUGACGCUCGAGGACAUGAUGCACAGUGAUUUCAGUCGCAACGCGAGUCCCAGCGAUGGCACUGAACUCAGCGGCAGCGACCUGCUGUCCUUAAAGAGUGACACCCUAUCUUUGCUCAGUGAAGCGGCCAUCUCAUGCAAAAGUGAUGAACAAGAAGGACCUGAAGAAGACACUCGGAGCGUCACUGCAUCUUCAGUUAUGUCACUGUUUCAUCGGGUGCAAAUGGACCCCAUCGAGAAAGAGUGGCUGCGUUGUGCGGCGCUAGGAAACGCUACUACCCUGUACCUGCUUCUUAAACAGGACCCUACACUUGUCUCCAAAAAGUUCACGGCGCUCCACUGGGCGGCCAAGCAGGGCCGUGCGGAGACGGCGGACAUGAUGGCGCGCUCUGGAGCGGACGUCAACCAGAGAGCGGGUUACACGCCGCUCCACCUGGCUUCUCUACACGGACACGACAAAAUCAUCCAGCUGCUAAUCAAUAACUACAAUGCCAAAGUCAAUAUAAGGGACUACCACGGGAAGAUGGCAGCUCAUUACUGGAGUGGCAGCAAGGAUAUUUUUACCGAACACAGAUCUCAUUCUGCUGGCAGCUGGCCUAGGGGGAGGCGGGCCCAGUGUUACGCGCAGCUGUCUGCCCUGCUGUCUCGCUCUCAGAGCAACAGAAACAUCGGUUCAGAGACGUCCAGCGGUCCGCUGGAACUCCACCCCCCUCAUCCUGAUACGCAUUCAUCACAAACCACUGCCCAGUGACGGUCAAGUGUUCAUCAAAUGAGUGAUUAAAUGAACGCUGUCAUCAUUUACUCACCCUUGUGCCCUUCAGCAUGCAAGCUAAGACUUAUUCCUCUGGUAACAAUGUAUUCAUUUUAGGUUCUUGUACGAAGACAAAUAUUGUACUGAUAUGCGACAUAAUAUAAAACAUUUCAAUGAAAGUGAAAUAAAGAGAGCGCGCUUCGUGACUUUUGGAGCGCACUUAUUUUGAUAUU
Molecule: messenger RNA, 2017 nt
Organism: Puntigrus tetrazona (Sumatra barb)
Lineage: Eukaryota; Metazoa; Chordata; Actinopteri; Cypriniformes; Cyprinidae
Product: ankyrin repeat domain-containing protein SOWAHC
Exons: 11
Coding region: 498-1784 (428 amino acids)
Molecular function (GO): protein binding
Source: RefSeq, a predicted model, not a curated record